Drosophila sechellia is the source of this 882-nucleotide messenger RNA. RefSeq names its product serine protease 1. Gene Ontology annotation, molecular function: serine-type endopeptidase activity. Lineage: Eukaryota; Metazoa; Arthropoda; Insecta; Diptera; Drosophilidae. Gene Ontology annotation, biological process: proteolysis. The record is from RefSeq and is a predicted model, not a curated record.
AUGAAACUGUUCCUGCUAACUCUCUCCGCGGCUUUGGCCCUGGUGGCCGCCUUCCCGACCGGUCUCAACCGCACCAGCCUCCUGUCCCAGGGACCCAAGGGUCGCAUUGUCAAUGGCUACCCAGCUCCCGAGGGCAAGGCUCCCUACAUUGUGGGCCUGUUCAUCCGUACCGAUGGAAGCAACAGUGGUGCCGUUGGUGCUGGUACCAUCAUUGCCAACGACUGGAUCCUAACUGCCGCCCAUUGCUUGACCGGAGACUACGUGGAGAUCCACUACGGAUCCAACUGGGGCUGGAACGGUGCCUUCAGACAGACCGUCCGCCGUGACAACUUCAUCAGCCACCCCGACUGGCCUUCCCAGGGCGGCCGAGACAUUGGUCUGAUCCGCACUCCCCAUGUCGACUUCAAUGGACUGAUCAACAAGAUCCCUCUAAGCAUGAACGAGCAGAACGACCGCUACCAGGACACCUGGUGCGUCGCUUGCGGAUGGGGUGGUAUGGACAACGGAAACCUGGCUGACUGGCUGCAGUGCGUCGAUGUGCAGAACAUCAGCAACAGCGAGUGCGAGCAGGCCUACGGCUCGGUUGCCGGUACCGACAUGUGCACCCGUCACGCCGACGGAAAGUCCGUGUGCGGAGGUGACUCCGGUGGCCCCCUGGUUACACACGACAAUGCUCGUCUCGUCGGUGUGAUCACCUUUGCCUCCGUCAGCUGCCACAACGGACCCUCUGGCUACACCCGCGUCUCGGACUACCUGGGAUGGAUCCGCGACCACACUGGCAUCUCCUACUAAAUGGCUUUGGAACAGUAAUGACAAUGUUGAGGUUUCUUCAGCAAAGCCUUUGCUUUUCUAAAUAAAUUCAUUCGAAAACUGCAAACCAAA